AUGGUAUUAAUUGGAAUAGUUCAUUCUUUUUCUUCCGGAGAAGAAACUAUCAUUGAUUUUUUAAAGAAAGAAGUGUUUAUUUAUAAAAAUGAUCCAAAAUCAGAAAAUUUUAUAAAAGUAGUUAAAGAGAAUUGGAAAGAUCAUUAUGUGAUAAAAAUUAAAACGAUAAAGGAUUUUAAUGUAUAUAGGUUAUAUCCUUUAUUUUUAUUGCUGGCCGUGGAUGAUGAAUUGAGUAUUCGAUUUGGAAAUUUUAACAACAAUGAUUUCGGUGAAUUUUUACAAGAACAUGAUCUUUUAUGGAAUGAAAAUCGUGAAUUAAUUCCUAUGGCAGAUCUUACUAUAAUUCCUUCGAAGAAUGAUUAUUAUGAUAAACUCAUGAAAAUAAUUCCAAACAAUUCAAAGAUACCAGAAAUUAUUCGAUCAUCGAAAGAUCCAUAUUAUAUGCUUUUAGCAGAAGUAAUAGCGAUGAGAGCUAAUUGUAUGAAACGCAAAGUUGGAUGCGUUAUAGUUCAGGACGAGUAUAAAAUUAUAGCAGGGGGAUAUAAUGGUACGGCAAGUGGCUCCGGUAAUUGCAAUGAAGGACAUUGUGAGAGAUGCAACGAUAGAUCCAAAAAUUUAGGAUUAGAUGAUUGUAAAUGUUUACAUGCAGAAUGUAACGCAUUAUCAAUAGCUGGAACGAAUGCAAAAGGAUGUGCAAAAACUAUUAUCCGAGAAAAAAUCGCGAGGGUUGUUUAUGACAAACCUUUCCGUAGUGAAGAGUAUAUGUUGCGAAUCAAACAAAUGUUUGACGAGGCAAACCCUCGAGUAGCUUAUGAGAAAUGUUCACCGAAUAUAACCCGAAUUGGAUUACGUUAUGAUGCAGUCAACUCCUCCAAAA
Messenger RNA from Dentiscutata erythropus, 877 nucleotides. Lineage: Eukaryota; Fungi; Glomeromycota; Glomeromycetes; Diversisporales; Gigasporaceae. The record is from the annotation of a GenBank genome assembly.